Messenger RNA from Hippocampus zosterae (dwarf seahorse), 1664 nucleotides. RefSeq names its product mitochondrial fission regulator 1 (gene mtfr1). Gene Ontology annotation, biological process: aerobic respiration; mitochondrial fission. The coding region runs from base 37 to 1206 and encodes 389 amino acids. The transcript is spliced from 8 exons. The record is from RefSeq and is a predicted model, not a curated record. Gene Ontology annotation, cellular component: mitochondrion. Lineage: Eukaryota; Metazoa; Chordata; Actinopteri; Syngnathiformes; Syngnathidae.
UAUAAUCUCGACAAUCCAAUUGGUUCAAAGAUUUUAAUGACUACCUCCACCGUCACCUCUGUUGCGGGACAUGACCGACUGCUAAACAAGGUGGAAACAUUCAAGAAGUUGUACGAAAACCCUCCAGUCAAGACUUUAUUCGUUCAUGGUGAUGACGUCUACCCUAAUUGGACAUGUGUCAGUCAGCCCGUUCUCAGUGCCUCAGGAGCAAUGAAUAAACAAUAUGAACGCAUCAAAAUGGACCUGACUUUUGGAUCAGCCAAGCCCUACGGGUCCACAAGGAGUAUCGUGAGGAGGAUAGCGAGCAACCUGCCUCUCAAACCCUGCCCCAGGGUUCACUUUCAGCUGUAUCCAUUCGACGAGGAUGCAGGUGUCGUUAGCAGAAGGAAGGAGCAUGGCGUGGCCUCACUCGCCGAUGUCUCCUGGAUCGACCAGGAUGAUGAUGAUGAUGAUGAAGAUGAGGAGGAGGAGGAGGAGCAGGAAGUUGAAGGCAGACCUCGGAGCAGGUCGAGGCCUUCCCGGGGGCUGGCGUUCCGCGGUCGUUUGCCUCGGCCCCGGAGAAUCCGCCCGGCCCGGCGGCGCUCGCUUCCCAGCCUGCACCAGGGCCCCUCGGAUCCCCAGGGUCCGGCGGCCGCCAAUGAUGAUGCCAUCCAGAAGAUCAGCGCGCUGGAAACGGAGCUGGCCAAGCUGCGGGCGCAGAUAGCCCAGAUUGUGCUGGCCCAGGAGAAGAGCGCCCAGUCGGAUGCAUCCACUGGCAUGAGCCCUUGCCCGCCUCCUUCUGGCAGUGGGCCUCCUCCUCCUCCACCACCACCACCGCCGCCGCCGCCACCUCCUCUCCCUCCUCCAGGACUGCAGCGCACCUUUUCCGCCAUAGAUUUGAUCAAGGAGCGCCGCGGGCAAAAGAUCUUGCAAGGCCAGACGGAGACUAAAACGCAUGCUGAACUCCCCAGCAUGUUGGAUGUGCUCAAGGACAUGAACAAAGUCAAGCUAAGAUCCGUCAAAAGUCGCCCGGCGAAUGCGGAGAAGGGCGACACACUCUCGGAGCCCACAGACGCCGCCGCUCUCAUCGCACAGGCUCUCAAGAGGAAGUUUGCUCACACUUACCCGCAACACAAUCACCAAGUGGACCAAGUCAAACAUCCAACGGAGAGCCCGCUGUUUGGUCAGCACAUGUUGAGAUCAACCGGGAAGCUCAAUUUUGUCUAAUGCAGCUUUACUGACGAAGAGGAAGCCUCCAAUGUUCCAGAUCAACAACUUUUAUUACUAUUUGUGGAAGUACAAAAGGGAUAUUCCUCUGAAUUCUGACCCUGUAUUCAUAGCCUGGUGCGCUUUUUAAGUUAUUAAAUGUUUUUACACAUCUAUAUAGUGUCACUCUCAACUGGUCAUAUGCUAAAUUAUGAUUUGUUGCUUUAAGACAAACACUAACUUGCCAACAUUUUUUUUAUCAUUACCUCACUUGUUCUAAACGUCAUCUCAAAUUUUAAAUUGUGACAGAAUGCAACCAAGGCGUCAUGACUGACAUUAUUUAUGCUUUGUGUAAUUAAUUGUUGGUUUUAUAUGGACCGUUUAAGUGAUUUGUUCAAAAUCUUCUACAGUGGAAUUGUGUUCCGUUAAAAUCCUAUCCAAUCGUAACGUUCUUAAAUAAAACUAUUCAGCGUGGAUAA